AUGGCGGUCAUUGAGAACAUGCGCGUGAGAAAGAGAGACCGGAGUAAUGAGAACUUCAAGAAAAAAUGGGGCACACUCAAGAAUAACGGCCUCAUUAUCCACCAGGUUUAUGACGCCGAAGUAUAUGUCUGUAUACGCCGCAAGGGCGAAAAGUAUGAGUUUAAGUCUACUGACAAAGCGUUACCGCUGUCUGACGAGGAAAAAAAUGAAAGCUUCCCGUUACCUGUACUAGCGACAGCCGCGGACGUUGCACGCCAAAGGAACAGUCAAAGAUCAGUGAAGGGACGGGAGCAGCGGCAGGAAUGUAGUCCAGAAUGGCCGGUGCUAAUAGGGAACCUAUUAUCAGAGCCCAGAGGAGGCUCUGAGGCGGAGCCUGGAGAGGAAUAA
This is a messenger RNA of Fusarium redolens, 387 nucleotides long. RefSeq lists its product as uncharacterized. NCBI's taxonomy places the organism in Eukaryota, Fungi, Ascomycota, Sordariomycetes, Hypocreales, Nectriaceae. The transcript is spliced from 2 exons. Bases 1 to 387 code for a protein of 128 amino acids. The record is from RefSeq and is a predicted model, not a curated record.